AUGUUGCACGGAGACAAAACACGAGGUUGGCGUCGAUAAAGGACCACUUCCUUGUCAGUGCCGUUUAAGGAUGAAGGCAAUUUUUGUGAUGCUCUUGAUGUUAAAAGCUGUGAGUGUGAAAACUCUGCCUGAAUUUAAAUCCAGCAAAGAACCAGAUAACAAGGCACGCGCAGAUGACGUAACUGAUGACAUUACUUUGGAAUAUCGUCCUGAGAUGUUAAGGGAAAAUUUGAUCAAAUUAUUCAACUUGACUGCACAGGACUUAGAACUAAGUUAUGAAACAAUUUGGCCAGGGGGUCGUAGCACGAUAACGCUAAAAAGGAAAUCUGGUGACAAGAAGUUAUUGGAUGUACCCCAGGUUACAACUGGUGAGAAGAGUGACCAAAAAAGCGCGACACAGAGCAGAGGUACAACUCAAAAGCUACAAGCUAAGCGAGUGAUAAUUCCACCAGACGAACGAAAACAGCUCCCUUCCUCCAGUAAGGCCCAGAAAUCACCACACUCAGCUGCUUGUAAAGUGUCUUGUAAAGGAUUUUGCACCUGGUCUUGUUCAGGGACUUUGAUAGGUCCGCAUCACGUACUAACUAGCGCGCAUUGUAUCGACGGAGUGGAUGUCGCUACUCUUCAGGUUGGGUUUCUGGAGAGAAAUGGCCGGCUACAGUGGUACGAUGUGAUGAAAGCGUCCAUGCCACUACGAUGGAAAAUUACUAAGAAAAAAUAUGAUUAUGCCGUGCUUAAACUCAAAGGUCGGGCAAAUCGUCGAUCGUACGUCAGUGUCGUAUCCGUGUCCCUGCCCAAAAACUCGUUGAUAUCGAUCACAGGAUUUCCCGGUGACAAAUCUCCUAGCAGUCUUUGGAUCUCCAAAUGUCGUGCAAUCUUAGUGAGCAGCGGUCAGAUUUGGAAUAACUGUGACGUGGUGAGAGGGAGUUCGGGGUCAGGUGUUUUAGUAAAGGACAACAGCGGAGGGAUAACUCGCACGGUUGUUGUCGGUGUACUGUCCGGCGAACAAUCUGUACGAAUUCGAGGACGUGUCAAGAGAUUUAAUGUAGCUGUUCAUCUAACAGGGUCUAAGCUAUCUCAGAUUAAUGAAUGGAUAAAUAAAUAA
This is a messenger RNA of Pocillopora verrucosa, 1105 nucleotides long. RefSeq names its product serine protease 23. The record is from RefSeq and is a predicted model, not a curated record. Lineage: Eukaryota; Metazoa; Cnidaria; Anthozoa; Scleractinia; Pocilloporidae. Gene Ontology annotation, biological process: proteolysis. Gene Ontology annotation, molecular function: serine-type endopeptidase activity.